UGAUUGUGGGUAGGGGAAGGGGACUGGAUCGCUUGCGGAGGAGGAGGAGGAGUAUAUAUAAUCAAGAGUGAGGGACAUACCAGCCACUCCCUCUCAGCCAUGGAAUCACUCCGCUUACUCUUCCCCCUCCUCUUGGGGCUCGCGGCGUUUACGUCGGUGACGUUGUCCAAAGAAACUACUGAAACCGUCGCCCCCAACGUCAAUCCCUUCACCGAGGGUCCUUGCCCCAGCGCCUACUACGUGGUGGGCGACCGCUGCGUGCUGGUGAACCCCUUCGUGGAGGGCUCUUGGGAUGAGGCGUGGUACUACUGCAGCACCCUCGGCGCCGACAUUAUGGAGAUCAACUCCAUGGCGCAGUUCCUCGACGUCCUCAACUUCCUCAGGGAUAAAGGCCUGGACCAGCACAGUUACUGGCUGGGCGCGCGUGACGUUGUAGAAGAAGGCUUCUGGAAGUGGGAGUUGACUGGCGAAGAGGUACCCAUGGGAACACCUUUCUGGUCGAUCGAUUUUGACUACGGGGACAAUUACUUCAUGGAGCCAGUCGGGAUGAACUACUCGAACUGCCUCCGUCUGGACCACGAACGAUACUUGUACCUCGACGACAAAGACUGCACGAGCUCCAACUCCUUCGCGUGUCAGAUCCUGCUCUAGAUUCGAACGACGACCUCUUCCACGACCACCGUAACUCAACCAUGUAGUAUAGAGACGAAAAACGACCACCCCCAAAGAGGGCCACGGCCAAAACGAUAAGGAUAUUGACACGACUACGACCACUGCAACUAUAUUAUAUGCCAGGUGGUGCUAUAAUGACGGACGACGACCACCUCGAUGACCACGAUGACCAAGACGACACCACUAUCUCAACCACCACCAACAUCAACAACACCAACACCAGCACGACGACCCCAGCACUACCACCAGUAAAAACAAUAACUCCUCCUCCUCCUCCACCUCUUCUUCCUCUAACUCCUCCUCCUCCUUACCACUAUAACUUGAACUCCAACACCAUAACCUUCCACCACAUCCCUUACAACACCACUACAAGCAGGAGGUAACUACAAGACCACAGCAAUCAGCGCCAAAACUACUUGUACCACCACCACCUCCACCACCACCAGAACCUCCCCACCAGCUGCAGCCGCCACCAAAGUCUCCGCCGCAAAUAGUAAUAACAGUGAUAUGAAUAAUGAUAAUAAUAAACCUACCACCACAACUA
Eriocheir sinensis (Chinese mitten crab) is the source of this 1216-nucleotide messenger RNA. Its product is annotated as lymphocyte antigen 75-like. The record is from RefSeq and is a predicted model, not a curated record. Lineage: Eukaryota; Metazoa; Arthropoda; Malacostraca; Decapoda; Varunidae. The transcript has 4 exons. Bases 100 to 651 code for a protein of 183 amino acids.